Messenger RNA from Chenopodium quinoa (quinoa), 1104 nucleotides. RefSeq names its product protein ACCELERATED CELL DEATH 6-like. The transcript has 2 exons. The record is from RefSeq and is a predicted model, not a curated record. Bases 1 to 789 code for a protein of 262 amino acids. Lineage: Eukaryota; Viridiplantae; Streptophyta; Magnoliopsida; Caryophyllales; Amaranthaceae. Gene Ontology annotation, molecular function: protein binding.
AUGAAGAAAGAAAUCUACCAGGCAGCAGCUACUGGAAAUGUAGAGUUUCUCAAAGAAGCCAAGGCCAAAGACGUGGAAGCCGCGGCGGCUAUCUACAGCGACGACGAUCUCCUUGGGUUAACAAGCCAAGGUAAUAACAUCAUCCAUGUCGCUGCCCUAUUUGGUCACCUUGAGUUCAUCAAGGCUGCUUUGGAAUGCUUUGAACUCGCUGACCAAAGAGAGCUCAUUUGCAAAACAAACUCCGAUGGUGAUACACCUCUCCAUUUUGCUGCCAAACAACGUACUCAAGCACUAGCUGAGCUCCUUAUUACCUCCUACCACCGCCUUUUCACUUCAGAGGAUAAAGAGGGAGAAAAUCAGAUGAUGGCAGCGGCGUCCCCCUGGAGGGUGCAAAAUGUAGAGGGUAACACCCCGCUUCAUGUGGCAUUGAUGAAUGGAGGCAAAAGUAUUCAAGUUGCUGCUUACUUGACUGAGGUUGGUCCUGAAGUGGCUGCCUACACUAACAAUCUCAAACAAACUCCACUUCAUCUCGCCGUUAUGUAUGACGCUAAAGGUACUGAAAUGUCAGCGAUACAUAUGAUAAACUCGCUUAAUAACCAAGGGGCAGCAUUGUCUACCAAAAGUUUUAGUUUCGUACAAGAAAAGGAAGACAUCUCACUAUCCUUGGUAAGGUCGUUAUUACAGACAAAUAGUGAGGUAUGUUGUUUAUGUGAUGCAGAUGGGAUGACCCCUCUACUUAAAGCUGCAGUUCGCUCUAAUUUACUUGUUGUUAAUGCCAUAAUCAAUUGAGGUAUGUGAUCCAAAGGGCAAAAAUGUGUUACAUUACAUAAGAUUUCCGACUUUCUUAGAUGCAAGGAGAUUUUUGGAAAAGCCAGAAAUUCCUGUGUUGCUCGUCAAUAAGCAGGAUCAUGACGGGAACACACCAAUGCAUAUAGCUAUGAUGAACCAUGAUUUCAGAAUGGUGAAAGCUAUGGUUGAACAUAAUGCUAAUUUUUCCAUAGAAAAUAAGGAGGGUGUUUCUGCACAAACUCUUUUUGAUCACUUUGUCAUCAACAACAAUCUGGAUGUUUCAGCCGAAGCUCAAAUUGAGUCAAAACUGAACAA